Molecule: messenger RNA, 2373 nt
Organism: Darwinula stevensoni
Lineage: Eukaryota; Metazoa; Arthropoda; Ostracoda; Podocopida; Darwinulidae
Source: the annotation of a GenBank genome assembly
AUGUCGAAAUUCCGAGCGCACGUUUCCCCCGGGACCCUGCUGGUCGCGGUGGGGCUGGGGAUGGCGUGGGAGACGGUGGCGCGGUGGAGGGGAGGAGGGUCCUCGCGGGGGCCGACGUCGCACGCGAGGGGCCACUGCGUCAUCAUCGUGUGUCUGUUGGCGCUCGUCUGCGAGGUCGUCCUGUUCCGCGGGUUCCGCGGGGAUUCGAUGUCGGUGGAGACGGUGCAGGAGGUCGUUCUGUACGGGUGGGUUCUCCUGAUGGUCUUGGCGCAGAUCUGCGUCGCCGAGUUUGGGAUUCCUUUCCCGCCGCGUUCCUUCUCGGUUUACGUCAUGCUGGCUCUGAUGGGGCAGGGGAUCUUGUUCUUCGAUGAAUUGCUGCGCGCGCGGUCUCCGUCGGCUUUCACGAUGUAUACCUUGUUGGAGUUGGUGAUUGGGAUGGGGAUGGCUUCGGCGUGGAUGGAGGUGAAAGGCGGGGACAACGUUCAGGCGGCGGCUCUCUUUCGCUCCUACUGCUUCCUCCUGCAAGGGAGCUGGAUCAUCCAGAUCGGAUUCGCUCUCCACUCUCCCUGGAAGUGGGAGGAGGAUGUCUCCCGGGCCAUGACCGUCUUUGUGGGUCACAUGCUGCUGGCUUCAUUUGGCAUCCUGGGUCUCAAUUGCCUGGUGGCGUAUUUUCAAGCGUCGGAGCCGGCUGCGGAGGAUGACUCGGUCGGGGCGCCGGAUCUCGUCAAAGUCAUCGAGCGUGACUUUGUGGCAGAAUAUUCCAAGUCGACUCCAGAGCUCUUGCCAGCAUCGUGCUAGAGCGGCGAGAGGAUUCACCGAUUCUGAGCCCAUUAAGCUAAUCAACUAUUUAGGCAUAAAGUGCACGCCUCGGAAACUUAUUACCCGUUCCGCUACUAACGUGUUUCCACUGAAUAUUUCAUGAAAUCAUCCGACAUCAGAGAUUCCAUGGUAUGAUGAAAACGAGCGAGAGACAUGACUCAAGAAAAGGGAGCAAGUACUGUAGGCACAGUACUCCUUUAUUCCUAUGGAAUGAGGACAGAGCCAUCAGAAAAAAAGGAAAUCCCGAAGAGCGAGGGAUCUUUGGGCACCAUCUUAUUUAAAUCGCUUCGUGCGUUUCGUUGAUGGCGUGGUAGUAACGGCAAAAUCUUUCUCAUCGUCUUUCUAAGGUUGCAGAAAAUUUCGUACACUUCAUUCAGACGUCGAGGCAACCACAGCGUCUAAACGCAUUUGUCCAUCCCAUUCGCCUCAUAGGUCCUUCCGUUUGCUUGCGCUUCCUCUCAGUGGAAAGUCGCAGGGGCAAGAUGAAAGGGGCCAGUUCACCUCAGAUUUUUCUGUAAAAACGUAAGAGGCUCCCAUUCCAUUAUGCGGUGUUCCGAGAAUGUCACUUCUGACCUGAAUUCUUAGUCGAGCCAAAAGAAGGAAAAAAUAAUUUAUUCCCUCCUCUCCGAGAAUUCAUCUAUUUCGCUUUCUAUUUCCUUCAGAAAAGAAAAUUCCCCCUUCCCCGAAAAAUUCUUCGGCAACCCCACUCCCCCCGUCCUUCAACCAGGCCGGGGAGACAAGCAACUAUGCUAAGGCAACCUUCAAUUAUCCAAAUCUUUGGGGGGAGAGGGGCAUUAUGUUCUCGCCCCCCCCCCUCAUCGUCUUCAGCUGGGAUUUUAUUUGGAUUUAAGAAUUGCCUCCUCUUCUCUGAUUCGACGGUAGUAACACAUUCACUGCCAGGAAUUUAAAUGAAUUUAUGUGUCAGCAUACCUUCGGUAAUGCUUAAGAGUGUGGUAUCUAGUCUCCCCUUGUAGGUUGUGAGACAUUUAAAUGACAUCUCUCGAAGAAAUAAAUAACUAUUAGGACAACGGAGUGGAAACGGCUAUGUCAUGUGGCAGCGAAUGUGUUCAGUCGACGGCAGAAACGGGUCAAGUGUUCAUGAAAAGCGGUCGUACACUGCCACGUCUGAGGAAGGAAAUUUGUGAAAUUUGUUUCCUCAGCUUUUCUGGAAAUGCAUAUUUAUGCGAGCAUCUUCGCAGUCAAGCACUACCAGAUAAUGCAGAAAAUGGCAAUAAUACGGACAAAUCAAACAAUACAACAAAUUAAUAUUUAAAAAACCGGCGUUAGGAAAAUUGAAAAAAAUGACUAGUUCUCAAACCUUUUUAAAAGUAAGACUCAAGCCAAUGACAAACGUGUAUCACAGAAAACUUAAAUGACUUCAAUCUUAACGAAUGACGCUGGUCUCGUCAAUCGGCUCAGAAAGCUGAGCCUGGAGAAAGGGAAUGGUGAAAAUCGCUAAUAAAAAAAAAAUUAAUUCCAUGGAAAUGCGGAUUCAGCGAAGGUCGAAAUGAACAUGCAUGAGAAUAAGUAAAUAAAUAAAUAUGAGUCCUUCAG